Molecule: messenger RNA, 1182 nt
Organism: Mycena indigotica
Lineage: Eukaryota; Fungi; Basidiomycota; Agaricomycetes; Agaricales; Mycenaceae
Exons: 5
Coding region: 37-1182 (381 amino acids)
Source: RefSeq, a predicted model, not a curated record
UUCCCACUCCCACCACACGACUCUGCUCUGCGCACGAUGGCCCCGCCCGUGGUCGUGUACGUCGUGGUCGCGGUGAGCGUCGUCGGCGCUGCGCUCGCCUUCAAGGAGUUCGUCUAUGAGCCCCACAUUGCCCCGCGCGUGGAGCGCUGGGCGGAGGACUUUGUCAACAAGCGGAAGGCCAAGAAGGCUGCGAAGCAGAGGACCAGGGAGGCGGUGCCUGUGGGUGUGCGCCCUGGCUCUAGCGCUGGCACGGAGACCGGCAAGGGCGGGGAAGGCCGACGAAGUAUGACGGUGACCGAUCUGGACACCAAGAACACCUACGAACUGGAGACGAUGGUCGCCCAGGAGGUGUCGCAGUGGAGAGAGCAAGUCCAGGUCCGCAGCGAGGGCGUGUCUACGCUGCGCCAGCGCCGGCCAGCCUCUGCGUUGGAUGAGUCGAAUGUCAUCCUUCCAUACGACCCGAUGGAGCCAACACAUGUCCUUUUCGACGACUCACUCAGCGUCAGCUCCCCGGGCUCGAGCAUUAGCAGUCGUGUGCCCACUCCAUUGUCGAACAGCACGCUCUCUAACCAGUCCUUCCGCACCCCGCCCCCGCCCCCGCCUGUUGCCUUCCAAGCUCCACCCACACCUGAUCCAUCCGUCCAUGCAUCAUCACCCGUGCCCGAUAACCCGUUUGAAGACGGGUCUGACCUCUUCUCCUCCCCCGCGCACGUGCCCAGUCUCUCCCUCUCGCACCCGGUCGACCUCGCCGCGGACGCCGAGCACGAUCUCGAGCUGCUCUCCGCUCCGUCCUCCUCCGCUCCAUCCGACUCGUCCCGCCCGGUUUCCCCCUCCGCGUUCUCCGAGUCCGCAUUCUCUACCACCGACGAGCAGGUUUUCCACUCGUUCACGAUGUCGCCCUCCAUGAUGCUCGGCGCUGCAAGCAUUGGGCCUUCGUUUCCCGCCUCACCCGCCGUGAACUCGCUGGGCAUGAGCAGUGGCUCGGAGAUCGGCGACGACGAGCUGGACCGCUGGAGCAAUGCGGGCAGCGACAGUAUUGGGAGCGAGUCGAGCUGGACGAGCGCCGGGUCGCCAGCAAUUAGAGGCUUUUUUGGGCUCAACAUCAAAUGCAUCAUCGAUAGAUCCACACUCGCCGAUACUCCCCUCGCCACGGUCUUCCUCUCUGCAACAGUCUUUCCGUAA